This is a messenger RNA of Chelmon rostratus (copperband butterflyfish), 2046 nucleotides long. RefSeq lists its product as uncharacterized. The record is from RefSeq and is a predicted model, not a curated record. Lineage: Eukaryota; Metazoa; Chordata; Actinopteri; Chaetodontiformes; Chaetodontidae. The transcript is spliced from 9 exons. Bases 67 to 1176 code for a protein of 369 amino acids.
CAGGCCGACACCGGCUUUCGGGAGGACAGACAGGUAGUCCACUGAGGUAAGGCAGCCCGAGUGAACAUGUCUGGCUUAAAAUGUCACAUGUCGCUGCCUGUGGCAGUGGGUGUGUUGUUGGUUGGCCUCCCGUACUCCAUCUCUCUAGCUGCUCAGUGGCUUUAUGGCUGGCCCAACAAGCCUGGAUAUAAGAAGUACAUUGAAGCACUGAAACCAAGGCGAAUAUACUGUUUGACCAGAGCUGUGUUGGAAACUCUCAAAUAUCUGCAAUAUGGGAGACUUUACUUUCAGUGGAAGUCAUGGUACAAGAAUGCCGAAAACCAAAAGCAUUACGAAAAGGGCAUCACAUUUGGCCGCCGAGGCAACAAGUUGGACUUGUACCACCCUCCAAACGUGGACAGGUAUAAAGAUGCGCCUACACCACUGGUGGUUUUCAUCUACGGAGGUGCGUGGGGGUCUGGAGAAAGAUAUAUUUACUGUUUGCUGGCCAGGCAGAUGGCUGAAGAACUGAGUGCCACUGUCAUUUGUCCCGAUUACUGCACCUAUCCAAAGGGGAACGUUUUAGGGAUGGUCCAAGAUAUUGCUGACUGCUUGAUUUGGGCCCAAGAGAGUGCACCGAAGUUCAACUUUGACAAAGACAACAUAGUGUUGAUUGGCCAUUCAGCGGGUGCACAUUUGUGUGCACUGACCACACUGUUCCUCAUUGAUGCAAGAGAGGAGCUUUUCAUAGAGGCCAGCAAGCAGAGGGACAUCACACUGGCGAUGAGAGGAGUCAUUGGUCUGAGUGGUGUCUACAACAUCAUGGACCAUUAUGAGCACGAGCAGAAGCGAGCAGUCGAAUACGUCUCUACCAUGCACAAAGCCAUGAAUGGAGUGGAGAACUUCCCGUAUUACUCACCAACUCACAUACUGGAGAAGCUCAGCCAGGACAAACUGAGCAGAGUGCCUCCUUUUGCUUUGCUCCACGGGACCAGUGACAUUAUCGUUCCUGUUGCAUCUUCCACAAAGUUCUCUGAGCUACUCACCUCCCUGUCCAUAAAGGUGUCGCUCUACCUGCUGCCCAGAGUUGACCACACUGAAAUCGUCACUGACCUCAUGGCGACCGACCGGCGCUUCUACCAUCUCAUCUACAGCUGCAUCAAACAGGAGUACAGAAAACUUUUGGGAACCUGCUGAUGUCCCAUCAGAUCAUGAAAACAUCAGUUUAUCCUAAUAUUUACUGAUCAUGCCAUACACUUACUUUGUUUACAUUAUCUGCUCUAAUACCUCAAAAUGAAUUGCAUUUAACCUUGAGUUUCACUUAAUUCUCUGCGCUGUAAUUCUGUAGUAAUGAUUUGGCAACGCUUUAUAUGAAGGUACACACAUUCAACAUUAACUAGUUGCUUAUUUGCGUGCAUAUUGGUAGCAUAUUGGCUCUUUAUUAGUCACUCUAAAGCAUUUAUUAAUGUUAUAUACUUGGUGUUAAGGUUAUUGAGGGUUAGGUUUUGGUUAUUGAGAUUGUAAUUCAUGUACAACAACUUCCUUAAGAAGAAAUCAGUAAUCAGCAGUAACCAGUAAUUAGGAUGUUAUUGAGAGAAAACUCUGAGUUAAGUUAAUUAACUCUUAGUUGUAGAACAUAAUCAUGCAGAAUGAGUCAUUAAUAAGUUCUUUUUUAACUACUAAUAAAAAGCCAAUAUACUACUAAUAGUUAGUUAAUGGUGAAUAUGUGUCCCUUAAUAUGAAGUGUUAUCAAAGAUUUAUAUGUCAUACAGUUCUUUGAUUCUAACUGAGUAAAUCCAGGAGCUGCAUCUGAUUAAUUUUUAUUUUAUAAUCUGAAAAAGUGCACUGCAAUUGGGCUAACAUCAUUCUCAGAAUGUAAUGUAACGAGUCAUGAAGCAAUAUCAUUACUGUACAAAACAUGUAAAGCACAAUGCAUAACAUAAAAAUGAAGUCCAGUUAGCAAAACUGAAUCUCUGAAUGAUGUUCCACUGUUUUUAUCAAAUGAAACUUUCUAUUAAUUUAUUGGAAUAUCUUGAAUAACUACAGUAUUUAUUGAUUCCAGACAUA